UCCACUUUUGAGUUCGAUUUUGGCAUAAGCUAAUUUAUAUCCGUAAGGCAGAGAACGGGGCUUGGCCGUGGCAUCGGUUUUGGUGUUAAGCCCAAAACGGAGAGGUGGCAGUAUUGGCCUGACAAAGCCUAUAAAGCCGACCGAGUCAUAUUAGUCUUGAAUUCUUAUUUUAAGGGUUUAUAUGAAAAAUAUAAAUAGCAACAUACGUAUAUAUAAACUUCAUCCCAGCAAAACAAACAACUCAGGAAAAUAUUACUCUUUUGUUAAAAUACUAGAAAAAAAUUCAGAAAAAAAAAAAAAAGAGAAGAGAAUGGGGAAGAAGAUGCUGAGUUUGGAAGAACAGUGUAAGAUAGUGAACUUGUUGAAAUCGUCAUCUGAACAAAAAUCAAUCGAAGAAACAGUCACUGAAUUCUUUAGCGAUUCCAACCUCCGCCAUUUCAAUGUCUGCUAUUCUCUCUCUUUUUUAUUGCAGGACAAAAUGAUGCUCAGUUCUACUGAACGAUUGGUUGCAUUCGCUAUUCUUCAUCGAUGCUAUUCCUCUCAAAAAUCGGCUGCAAACCCAUUUAUUUCUUUUCUUCUAAACGCUGCAUGUGAUGAUGGGGCUGAAAAUUAUGAGAGGGCAUUUAUUCUCCAUUUGCUUGGUUCUGGCAACUCCAAUGACAGUAAAGAGUUUCUUAAACAGUCUGCUUCAGAUUACAUCAAGAAUUUUGAUCCUUCAUCCCAAACUUUCCCACAAGGAGAGCAGUUACAGCAACAAUAUUUUGAGAAAGUUGAUCCGGAACCAUACACUUGCUUAUUAAAGAACACUGUAGUGAAAAAUGUGUUGGCAGAUCCCGAUGUUCCCCGUGGUUGUGAUGCAAAUUCAGCAGAGCACGUGUCUUGGUUGGAUUUACAGCCUGUAGCCAAAUCUAAACUUGGAUCUGGGGAUAGAGAUGAAGCCCUAACUGGAUUGAUGGAGAAUUUGUCAUUGGAGGGGUUAAUUCCUCAUUGGAUUAGGCCUGUUCCACCUAGGUUCCCAGUGGAUAACGAGUUAGUGUGGCUCAACCCUGACAACAAUCAUGAGCUUCAAUGGGAUCAAGGGAUGUGUGCUGAUACUAGCAGAGGAGCAGCAGUGAGAGACUUAAUCGCAAAAGCUUUGAAGGGAGCACUUGAACCUAACCAACAGGAGCAAGUCCUGGGGGAGCUGGUUAAAGACCCCAAGCUUGUCUACCACUGUGGAUUGACUCCAAGGAAGCUACCCGAAUUGGUGGAAAACAAUCCACUUAUUGCUGUUGAUGUUCUGACCAAGUUAAUAAAUUCUCCCGAAAUUGCUGAGUAUUUUACGGUUCUUGUUAACAUGGACAUGAGUCUACACUCCAUGGAAGUUGUGAACAGGCUCACAACUGCGGUUGAACUUCCAAAGGAAUUUGUACGUAUGUACAUAACUAAUUGUAUAUCAUCCUGCGAGAACAUCAAGGAUAAGUACAUGCAGAACAGACUCGUGCGACUUGUGUGUGUUUUUUUACAAAGUUUAAUCAGAAACAAAAUAAUUGAUGUUAAGGAUCUGUUUAUUGAAGUUCAAGCCUUCUGCAUUGAGUUUUCGAGGAUCAGAGAAGCAGCCGGUUUGUUUAGGCUUUUGAAAACUUUAGAAUAAACGAUCACUCUGUUCUUUUCCUCUUUUUAAACUCUGCCUACAGUGUAGAUAGUAUUGUCGUCCUUUGUGAUCCCAUUCCAAAAGCCAUAAAUUUCACAUACUAAUAGCACUUUGGUCUUCAUAAACAAAUAAGGGUGGUAUUGUAGAACAAAUAUGCAUUAAAAAAUAUAUUGUAAUCAGACGGUUUCAGA
Molecule: messenger RNA, 1824 nt
Organism: Durio zibethinus
Lineage: Eukaryota; Viridiplantae; Streptophyta; Magnoliopsida; Malvales; Malvaceae
Cellular component (GO): CCR4-NOT complex
Source: RefSeq, a predicted model, not a curated record